Marmota flaviventris (yellow-bellied marmot) is the source of this 730-nucleotide messenger RNA. It is a transcript of the gene Vamp5, whose product is annotated as vesicle associated membrane protein 5. The record is from RefSeq and is a predicted model, not a curated record. Gene Ontology annotation, cellular component: plasma membrane. Gene Ontology annotation, biological process: Golgi to plasma membrane protein transport. NCBI's taxonomy places the organism in Eukaryota, Metazoa, Chordata, Mammalia, Rodentia, Sciuridae.
UGGGUCGCGCCUCUCGGAAGGUCCAGCGCCGGCCCCGCCCUCGGCUUCCUCCGGGGCAGCGGGCGCGGAGCAGCGCGGCGAUGGAGGUUUCCAUCUUAGGGCCAGAUGGAGCCUCAUACAGCCCUGACCUUGGGCUUGGUGCCCAGGCAGGGAACGAGUUGGAGCGAUGCCAGAGGCAGGCGGACGAGGUGACGGAAAUCAUGCUCAACAACUUCGACAAGGUCCUGGAGCGUGACGGGAAGCUGGCAGAGCUGGAGCAGCGUUCAGACCAACUCCUGGACAUGAGUUCAGCCUUCAGCAAGACAACCAAGACCCUCGCCCAGAAGAAGCGCUGGGAGAAUAUCCGCUGUAGGAUCUACAUGGGGCUGGCGGUGGCAGGUGGCCUACUCAUACUUUUGAUUGUACUGCUGGCCAUCUUUCUCCCUCAGAGCAGUGGGGACAGCAGUGCCCCACAGGCCCAGGACACAGGCAUUGCCUCAGGGCCUGGGGACUGACACAGCAGGCCUGGGGGAGAGGCUGAAGGGCUUCAGUGGUCAGCUCUGGUCUCCAGAGAACCCUGGUGUUUGUCCCCUUCUGAGCCACCCCAGUGACACCAAAGGGCAACCCUGAGACGUGCACCACUGCACCUCCCAUCUUGCCACAGACUGGUGCUCAGUGGCAGCUUGCCGCACCAGCAAUACCAGGCCAGUCCCACUGGAGCUCAGUAAAAGCCACUGUCUGGCUAAAAGCU